CUUAUCAUUCGGCAAUCUGAAAACAUAGAAAAUUAAAACAAAACUUUAUUGGGAAGUUAGGACAGGUAUAGCUGCUGGAUGCAUUAUGCAGUCUCAUUGUGGCUCUUUACUGCUGGGUGACAUGGCAUUAGAUGCUGAUAGGUUUACUGAAAGUGAGAAGGCUGGAAAUCCAUUGACAUUCUGUUCAAAAACAGGAAUUGCUGAUCUUCAUUUCUUCUUGGCUUUGUGCCCUCACAGCUCAGGCUCUAGCAGCUUGAAUGUUUCCUCUUGAUCAUAAUCCAUUUCAUGUACAUUUGAGAUGCAUUUAAAUUUUCAUUGCCAUGCCCCAGUCACCGUUUAUGCAAUAAGCCUCAGUUUACCAUGCGUACGUGUGGGAGCUACUGGCUGUGGUUUAACUACAAACUUUUACUGUUCCUAAUUCUAAAACUCUCUGCAAUCUUGGAAUCUCCAUGCUGGAAUCUGUUGCUAUCAGUUUUUUCCUCCUUCCUGUGCCCUGGCUUAUUGGAUGGCUCAUGAGUGGUUUGGCUGCUAGCCUUCUGAGGUGGGUCACUCUUAAAAAGCUGAAUCCUGGCAGUUUCUCCAGUCCUAGCUGUCUCUUUCCUUGGCUUUGAUGCAUUUACAAUCCAAUAUGUAGGGCUGGGGAAGAGACCUUAGUGAGCCAGGCUGAUUCUGCAGCUGCUCUGUUCACAGAAAAUCCCACUGAAAUAAAAUAGGGAGCAGCUGUUGAAUCUGCCCCUUAAAAAGCUUCUGCUAAAUUGCAUAGCUCUUCUGCAGUGCAGGAGCCAGGAAAACAAUUCUGAGAGGGGAAGGGUUUGUUGUUUAGGGUUUAGAAGUCUUCACGCUUUGAAGUUUCUAGUGUGUGGCAGUGAAGGUAGCCAUAGUAGUUUUGUUUAUCCCUUAUCUCUUCAAUGGUGUGGCUUAUGCUGGUAAGGUCGGUAAAUUAUUACCCUGUCUGAAGAUCCUAUUCAGAUAUGAGCCAGACCCACAUCUACUCUCUCCUUUUACACUGCUUACAGGACUUGGGAGACAGCUGUUGCUAUCGAAAUCCCAUAGGUACAGUAAGUCACGAGCCUGUGUGCUCACAAAGAUGGAGUCAGCGCUGUGGAAAUGUUGAGGGUUAUUUCAGUUCUCUGUAGACAAAGCUGCGCUGUGUGAAGCUCCCUCCAGUUGUUUCCUUCAAAGUAUGUUCCAAGCUCCCCACUGGAAAAUGUCUCUGCUCAGUAUCCAGACUCUGAGCUCCACACGGACCUAAGAAUGCGUUUCUACAUACUUUAUGCUUGUCAGUCUUCUGGGAUGAGAACCAGCCAGUCCUGGCUUUCUGGAGAUCUUGCACCAGCGAGUGUUCCAUGUGCUGCUGGUGAAAAGACCUGCCGGACCAGAGCCCCCCGAGUGAGACGCACCUCUUCGCUAGACACCAUCCUCGGAUCGUACCUCCUAGGACAGUGGCCGAGGGAUGCUGAUGGGACACUUGCUUCAUGCAUGAAUGACAAAGCUACCCAGACGCCGACGUCCUGGCACGAAGCGGAAGUGGGGAAGGCCAGUGCCAGUACUCACAAGCGUUCCGCGUCUUGGGGUAGCAUGGAUCACCGCAGAGAGAUUGCCAAACUGAAGCAGCAGCUCCAGAGAACGAAGCUAAGUGGCAAAGAGAAGGACCGGAGCUCCCCGCUGCCAGGGGACCACGCUCUCCUGGGAUCAGUCAGGGACUCCCCUCCUGGACUCCCUCCUGGAUCUCCCAUUUUGAGGCUUAACCCCUGCUUACACAAGAGCCUGGAAGGACUAAACCAGGAGCUGGAGGAGGUGUUUGUGAAGGAACAAGGAGAUGAGGAGCUUCUCAGGAUCCUGGAUGUGCCAGAUGGCCACAGGGCACCAGCCCCUCCCCAGGGAGGCUCUGAGGAUCUUUCUCUGCUGACUCUGGAGCCCGGCAGUAGCAGCUGCAGCAGCCUGUCUCUGUCUCCGUCCCCUUCGGUGCCACUCCGCUCGUCUCCGCACACCCCGGCCAGAGCAGCUGCUGAGGAGCUGCCCUCUGCCCUGGAAGAGCCGGUGCCGCACCCCAAGGAGAAGGAAUACGCUCAGAGUCUUCCUGCCCUGCUAGAGGACGGGAGCCCCUCUCCAGUCCUGGCCUUUGCCUCCUCUCCUCGACCCAACCACAGCUACAUGUUCAAACGGGAGCCCCCCGAGGGCUGCGAGAAAGUCCGGGCCUUCGAAGAGGCUUCCUCCCCCAGCUCUGAGCAGAAUUUUCUGCCCUCCUGUCCUGAUAAGAACAAAGUCCACUUCAACCCGACCGGCUCUGCCUUCUGUCCAGUCAGUCUAGCAAAGCCCCUUUUUCCGAACAUGGGCUUCCUAUUCAGGAACUUCCCUGCUCCUCCAAGCCCUGUGGCCCCGGGCACAUGCCCCUCCUGCCAGUCCACUGCCCCAGGCCCGUUCCUUGGGCCGCGGAAAGACUCGGCGGUAGACGGCUUCAGCGAGGGCUCUAAAUCCCCUCCACUGACCUUUGAGCACUGGAAGCGCAGCCAGACAGAAGAGACCGUCCUCUUCCACAGCUCCCUUGUGGUCUGAGGCCAGCGGGAGGCCCAGCACGGCGGCGCAUCUGUGGAUCUUGGGUGCAUCUUCCCCAGCUUGUGGGGCCUUGGAGUAACUUGGGACCUCAGGGCCGGAUGGGCGGCCCUGGGAUUGAAACCCACAGCCAGUUUCCUCCAGAACGUUCAGCGCCACGUGCCACGGGACUUGCUGCUGGAGCGGCUCCUUCCUGCGGGGCCCCAGCACUUUCCUGGGUCGAAAUGUCAUCGUUUGUCGAACAGCAGCUGGGACUCAGCCACCUGGCUCUGCCCUGGGAAUUCCGGGGACACUUCUCCCCACGUGGCCUUCCUGCUCCUGGGAGAGGCAGGCCAGUCCUGUGGCUGCCUCCUGGAGAAGCUGGUAGAAGCCGGCAGAGCUGGUUCCAGCUGCCCGAAUGUACUGGGCCACAUCUGCCGAGGCAUCUGCACUCUGUCGCUGGCAGCUUGAGCUGCUCGGAGCACCCAGAACCGAUGAGCCAGACGGGAGGGUUAGGAAGGGAACUGGCCAGUCGUAGGAUAUCGUAACCCUUUGAGAGAGCCACGUGGCGCUUUCAGUAGCCCCUGGGGAUGCCUUGCUGUCCCAAGCUAGACUGCAGAUCUGAUGCCUGUCGGGCCUUUUUAGAGGCCUCUGUUUGCAGAGGGUCUGUCCUGGGAAGCAUCUUACCCAGCCGAGGAUGACCAUGGGGAGAGGAGCUGCUGUGAAGAGCAGUUUGCAAGGCGUGGUAGGUAGGUAGCGAAGGGCCUCUCCUACCACCGCCUCUUUGCAGGGGAAGGAGUUGGCAAUCGGAGUCAGAGCUGCAUAUGAAAGGGUUCCACUGAUUGUGGAAGGUUGCUGCUAGUAGGGAUGUUACAUGCUGCUUUCCAGCCGAAUGCCGUGGAUGACCUGACUGCAUCUGGUAAUUUUUGCAUGUGCAGGGGUGGAGUUGGGGGAUCAGAACCAUUUUUUGUGUCUGCAGAAAAACUUUAUUCAUAGAUGUAAGAACUGGGCAGGAGUCAGAUCCUGAGACCCAGCAAUGCUAUCCCAGCACAAAGCCUUAUAAAGUGAAACUAGAAGCUGGAGACCUCCAGCUGUAAUGGCUCUGGAAAAGGGAAGUAUUUGACUUGUUCUGUUGCUAAGGCUCUGGGUGUACUGAAGAACCCUAUUUUCUUGUAUCUGAUGUAGAAACUCUAUUUUCUUCCAAAGACACUAUUUUUGCAGCUGUUUGACGUUUGUAUUUUAUGUAUGUGUUGCGAAGCUUAAAGGAGGAGUGUUCGCUUUGGAGUUUUCUUGUCUUGUGUUCGGAGUUUUUUGCAGAUCUUGGUGUUGACAGUAAAAUAAUAAUAAUUCCAGGCA
Messenger RNA from Pelodiscus sinensis (Chinese soft-shelled turtle), 3888 nucleotides. The record is from RefSeq and is a predicted model, not a curated record. Lineage: Eukaryota; Metazoa; Chordata; Testudines; Trionychidae.